This is a messenger RNA of Zea mays, 1448 nucleotides long. RefSeq names its product Putative RING zinc finger domain superfamily protein. The record is from RefSeq and is marked validated. Gene Ontology annotation, cellular component: cytoplasm. Gene Ontology annotation, molecular function: ubiquitin protein ligase activity. The transcript has a single exon. Gene Ontology annotation, biological process: protein ubiquitination. NCBI's taxonomy places the organism in Eukaryota, Viridiplantae, Streptophyta, Magnoliopsida, Poales, Poaceae. Bases 134 to 1180 code for a protein of 348 amino acids.
CGAGCAAUCAAUCAGAGCGGGCGGGGAGGAGAAUACAAGGCCCCUUCGUCUCGCCUCCCACCACCAACCCUUCCUCCGCCUCCGCCGCCGCCGCCUGGAGCUGAAAGUAUCCCAGAUCUGAGCCCGCCUUCCGAUGGCGAUGCCUUCCUCCCCUUCCCCCACACGCCUUCCAACGGCCUCCUCCUCCUACUGGUGCUACCAGUGCGACCGCUUCGUGCGCGCCGCCUCCCCGCUCUCCUCCCCCGCCUGCCCCUCCUGCGGCGGCGGCUUCCUCGAGGAGAUGAGCGCGCCGCCGCCACGACCGGCCUACCUCCGCCGCCCCCGCGCGCACCACGCCGCCGACUCCCGCGCGGCCUCGCCCUUCAACCCCGUCAUCGUGCUCCGUCGCUCCCCGCCCGCCGCCGCCAGCUUCGAGCUCCUGUACGACGACGGCGCGGGGUCGGGCCUCCGCCCGCUCCCGGAGACCAUGUCCGACUUCCUCAUGGGCUCGGGCUUCCAGCGCCUGCUGGACCAGCUGGCGCAGAUCGAGGCCGCCGGCGGGCUGGCGGCCGGCGCCCGCGACGCCCCGCCGCCGGCGUCCAAGGCCGCCGUCCAGGCCAUGCCCGUUGUCUCCGUCGCCGCCGCCGACGCGCACUGCGCCGUCUGCAAGGAGGCCUUCCACCUGGGCGCCGAGGCCAGGGAAAUGCCCUGCGCCCACAUCUACCACGCCGACUGCAUCCUCCCAUGGCUCGCGCUCCGCAACUCCUGCCCCGUCUGCCGCCACCAGAUGCCCACCGACGCCAUCCCCCUUGAGCAGGAGGAGGAGGCCACGGUCGGGCUCACCAUCUGGAGGCUCCCCGGCGGUGGGUUCGCGGUCGGUAGAUUCGCCGGCGGGCGGACGCCCGAGGAGCGGGAGCUCCCCGUCGUGUACACGGAGAUGGACGGCGCCGGGUUCAACAGCGGCCGCGCGCCCAGGCGGGUCUCGUGGGGGUCCAGGCAGGCCGCGUCCACGAACAGGGGCACCGUCCGCCGCUUCCUCCGCAACGUCUUCGCCUGCUUCGGGCGCGGCCACGCCUCGUCCUCCUCGCGCUCCCACGCCGUGCCUGAGCUCAACAACGACGCGUUCAGCCAUGGCUCCAGGAGCCGGAGCACCAGCUGGAGGCUCGAGGACGGGCAUGCCGACGCCACGGUGCAGAGUUGACGGACGAACCAACUCCUGCUGCCUGCCUCCCUGUCUCUAGUACAGCACGCUGCAAGAAGCGAAUCUUGUUGCUUUUGUUUCAUAAUUCAUUCGUCUUGUAUUGUGUUUACCAUACUGCUGCUCCUACUCCUGCCUGCUACUUAGAAGAAAAAGAGGAAGGGGAAGGGGAAGGCGAAGGAGGAAUUGGAGGAUUUGUAGAACAGGUCGAUUGCAAGGAGACCAUAAAAGGGUUUUCAUUGUAGGUGGGGGAUUGUUUUUUUUUUUUUUU